GCCGAAGGAGUAGAAGAGAGGAAGACUAUAACGAGCGCAGGAAUAGGAAUAGACGUGGCAGUCCCAGAUAUGGAAACACUAGAGCUCUUGUACCUCCAAAAUUCGAGGGUGAACCGGGAAGCACACGCUGGAUAGAGAGCCGUGCAGAAUACAGGAAAAACGUCAAAUUUAGCAUAUGGCCACCAUCACCACCUGGUCCAACUUUUGCGUCCUUGUCACCACCAUCGAGAGACACACAGAAGAGGCGACACAAAUCUGGAUACGAGAGAAGACAUAAGCAUCGACGGAAGCAUGACGAUGAGCAACGUAGGCACGAACGUGAAAACGAGAAGACGAGUGAUACGGCUCUGUCGACAAACGAAUACGCUAACUACGAUGAGGAUAUUGGCCCAGCACCACUCCCGGAAGAUCUCAUAAAGUUACGCGAGAGGGAUUAUGGCAGUGAUAUGCUUCGUGGUGAAGGAUCUGCAAUGGCACAGUACGUACAGGAGGGUGAACGUAUACCACGCCGUGGUGAAAUAGGGCUUGAGAGUAAUGAUAUAGACAAAUUCGAGCAGGCUGGCUAUGUCAUGUCUGGGAACAGACAUAAGAAGAUGAACGAAGUUCGUGUUCGUAAAGAGAACCAAGUUUAUUCCGCGGAAGAGAAACGCAAGAUGCUCAAACAGUCUGCUGAAGAGAGACUAAAGAAGGAGAAUGAAAUAGUGGCAUCUUUUAGGGAACUCGUCAGUGAGAAACUGAGUGACUCUAAAGAGAAGAAAUAAUGUACUUUAGCUGUAAACUAUCAUUGUAAUAUAUGUGUGACUUUGUGACUCCAAAAAGACGAUUAUGAGUGUGUCAAAGGAGAAGAGAUAUACCUAUAGUAUAUCCAUGAUAGAUCUCUAAAUAAAUUGUAUAAAUCUCCACUAAAUUACGUCCAUCUCCCAACAACCCAUCUUCUUCAGUUACGUCCACGAAGAAAUCUAAAUGUCGGGACGAGAUGAAGGGUUAAGCACGUCUCUUGGGCCACAGAGACGGGCAUCACGAAACACCCCAUCGAAACCGUAUGAGAGGCCAGCAGUGCAAGCAACACCGACGAGACAGCCAUCGACAGCCGGAUUGAUGAACAGCGUGAGAUCUCUAGUAGCCAAGCCAUUCUCUUGGUUGACUGGCAGCAAAAAUACACCACAGGACGAGGAGAACGCCCAACCUAUUGACAGUCCAUGGAAUAAGUCAACUACACAGGCAAGAACUCUUCAGCCACCACCGAGAGCCCAGCAGAGACCACACACGUUCUACAACGAUCUCCCGUCGUCGUUCGUGAAGUCGAAUCACCUGACGAUACCCGGAAGCAACAACAGAGAGUCUCAAACACUCUCAGCCAGUUAUACACCCCGUCUCGCAAGCUCAUACAAUGGCAGAUCACGUUCCCCAUUCACCCCAGUCAGGCAUCUCAUGCCAGGCUCUCCAACGGCUUCUCCACGUCGUUCUCUUCUCGGAAGCGGGAGAAAUGCCUCUCCUUUGGUACCACGUACAAGGUAUAGAGCGCCAACUAUUGGGAAAAGGUCACCAGCACCUGAUAGCAGCGUGCGGUCGAUUUUGUCAGCUGCAGAAGACGACGAUGGCGAUUUCAAUCCAUAUGCACAUUCAAGGACAGGUGAUAAACGCUCAUCUUUCAUAGAGGCCACCCCAGAUAGACCAUCAAAGAGAAGAGCCACAGAUGCAAAGAAAAUGGUCUAUAAUCGCGAAGCUGAUGAGUUCAUGUCUCUUGAGGAAGCCCAAGCAAGAAAGCACGUCCCACCAGCACCGAAGAACGAAGCCGAAAGGAUUCUUCUUGCAUUAGAGAAAAUGCGGACGCCUUUAACAGAUGCACGCAAGUCAAAUCCAUUAUCAGCCAGAGCGCCUCUUCCAGCUAGCCAACAAUCUCAUAGUCCAUUACCUGCCGUAUCAGUACCAGUUCCAAACCUCACUAAUAGCAAAGCGAAGAAUAAUAAAUUAGCACCAGUUAACAAGAAAACAGAGGCUAUGAUUAGUCCAUAUGCUCGCAGCAAAAGUCGUAGAGAAGAAGAGAGACGUCAACGCGAGCGUGACAUGAAAACUAGUAAGUUGCAAGAGAAACUUCCAAAGGUGCAGCGUCCAAAGAAUAAGAUUGCCGUACCGAGCGAUGAUGAGGAUGAAGAGACUUCUGGUGAAUCUAAGAAGAGUGCUAGUGUCGAUGUUAGUAAAACAUCUUCACAAGCAUCAUCAUCUACUCCUCCAGUUGCUACGACGAGCGCAGCCAAGUUGUUUGCUCCAAUCUCAAAGGACGAAUUCAAACCUGGCGAGAGAGGUCAAAGCGCAACUGAAAGAGCAAGGUCUUCACUUAGAGCGCGUACAAUGACGAGCAGCAGACAGCACUCGUCUGCAGCUCGCAAGCCUGGACGUGCUGAAGAGAGUGGAGAAGUCGAUGAAGAGGAGGAAGAGCGCAAGCGUCAAGAGGAAAGAGAAGCACUCAAGAGUGUUCCAGUCGUUAAUUUCAACUUUGGCAACCAAGCUACUCAAACAGAAGCACCUAAACUUAAUUUCAAGCUUCCUGAUGAGAAGAAAGACGAAGAACAAAAGCCAUCAACACCGAAACCGGCGGCGUUCUCGUUCGGUGAGUCGACAACACCAAAAGUACCACCUCCAUCAAGCAACUUGUUCGCUGGAUUGAACAAAGACAAUGAGAAAAAGCUUGAAGAGAGCAAGCCAGCAGCUCCUGCAACUUUGUCAUUCUCAUUCGGUGCUCCAAAGGCAGAAAAGAGCGAAAAGGAGAAAGACGAAGAAGAAAAAUCUAAAAAGGCAGCUGCAGAGAAACCAAAUCCAUUUGCACUCUUCGAAGCUAACAAAAAGACCCCAAGUGAAAAAGAUAGCAGUGAUAGCGAUAAAGCAGCACCCUCAUUCUCAUUCAACAAACCAGCCGAAACACCUAAGCCUGCGUUUUCAUUUGGUGGUGCUCCAGAGAAGAAAGAGGAAGAGCCAAAGAAGGAAGACAAACCAGCGGCUGCAACUACACCUUCAUUCGGUGGAUUCUCUUUCUCAAAACCAGCUGAGGAAGAGCCAAAGAAAGCUCCAACAUUUGGAUUCGGUGGUGUGUCUAAACCAGUAGAAGAAAAGAAGGAUGUACCACCUCAGCCGUCACUUUUCGAUCGACUGGGUGGUAAACCUGAGGAACCGAAAACACAACCGUCAUUGUUUGGCAAACCAGCUGAAACACCAAAAAAAGAUACCGAGGCUCCAAAACCAGCAUUUGGUGGUUUUGGCGGUGCAUUUGGGUCUAAACCUGACGAAGACAAGUCGAAAGCGACAUCACCAUUCUCAUUUGGUGGUACACCUUUCGGUGCAUCGAAGCCUGAAGAUAAGCCAGCUGAAGGUGAGAAGAAGGAAGACGAGAAGGCACCAACAGCCGGUGGUUUUUCAUUCGGUAAACCAGAUGAACAGAAGUCUACAAUUGGGUCAAGUGGUUCUGGAUUUACUUUCGGCGCUCCAAAACCAGUAGAGAAUGGUACAUCUCCGUUUGCAUUUGGACAAGCAAAGCCAGUGGAAGAGAAGAAAGAAACGCCAGCAUUCGGACAGCCAGCCAAAGCAGCUGAUGAAAAACCAGCUUUCUCUUUUGGUGCGGCUCCAGCAGGUGAUGCAAAUGCUGAGAAACCAAAGGUUAGUUCACCGUUUACAUUCGGAACUCCUACUGCUCCUAGCGGUGCAGCUGAAGCUCCAAAGCCAGCAUUUGGUCAACCACCAAGUGAACCAACGAAGCCUUCAUUCGGAUUCGGUACCCCUGCAGCAACUUCAACAGGUGAGACCUCCAAACCACCAUUCGCAUUCGGUGGAUCACAAUCGACAUUGUUUGGUGGUGCGUCAGCGGCAGCAUCCCCAUCCACUGACAAUAAGCCUGGUUUCUCAUUUGGUGCCCCAUCAGCCGGUGCAUCUGCUGACAAGACACCAUUUGCAUUUGGGGCCGGUUCUGGUAGUACAUCUGCGCCUGCAGCUGAGUCAAAGCCAAGUACGUUCGCAUUUGGUAGUGCCAAUGCGGGUACUAAUUCGCCAUCUACCUUCCAAUUCGGCAGCGGAGCGGGCGCUACAGGAACUGCUUUCGGUGGUCCUAAACCUGAUCAAGGUGCUGGAGGUGACUCGAUGGAGGAAUCUCCAACGAGACCAGCUGAACCAGCUCCUUUGUUCGGUGCACCAGCUGCUGCGCCAUCGCCUAGUCCAUUCGGCGCAGCACCUGCUUCUUCCGGAUUCACGUUCGGUGCUAGCCAGCCAGCAGCACCAGCGGCACCUGCUGCUCCAUCACCUGCGUUUGGCUUCGGCGGUGGUAAUACAGGUGCUUCAAAUGGUGCACCUUCAUUUGGCGGCUUUGGCGCUGCUCCAACAGCUCCAUCAAGUGCUAACACCACUGCUCCUACUUCCCCAUUCGCAUUUGGUGCACCAAAUCCAAGUGCAGCAGCGCCAAAUCCUUCUACACCUCAACAACAACCUGGAUCACCAAAUCUGUUCAAUAUGGGCUCGGGCUCUCCUGCCCCUGGUACGCCUAAUUCGUCGCGACCUGUUAAGCCACUUCGUCGUACAAGACGCUAAGUUAUUACUCUCAUUUUAUAGAUACAAACGAACAAGCAAAGCAAGACCAAAGGUUAUCUGCAAUUUUAACAGUAUGGUAUAUCUAUUUUUAUCCUU
Wallemia mellicola CBS 633.66 is the source of this 4668-nucleotide messenger RNA. RefSeq lists its product as hypothetical. The transcript has 6 exons. The coding region runs from base 964 to 4572 and encodes 1202 amino acids. The record is from RefSeq and is a predicted model, not a curated record. NCBI's taxonomy places the organism in Eukaryota, Fungi, Basidiomycota, Wallemiomycetes, Wallemiales, Wallemiaceae.